CGCCACCGAGCCGACCCAACCGGCAGCCUCGCUUAAAUACGGGGGGGACUUGAACUCCGGCUCGCUCGGCUUGGCUCAGAUCCACUUCACAUCUCAGGUUUCCAGUCUCCAAAAUGUGGCGGUCCGUGGUAUCUCUGUGUCUCCUGGUGGUCCUUACGGGUGCUCGCAAUGUCCCCAUCUUCCCCCCGCUCUCUCACGACAUGGUCAACUACAUCAAUAAGUUGAACACUACCUGGCAGGCUGGGCACAACUUCCACAAUGUGGACCUGAGCUAUGUGAAAAAGCUGUGUGGCACAUUCCUGCAUGGCCCCAAACUACCAGAAAGGAUUGGAUUUUCCGACGACCUGGUCUUGCCUGACAGCUUCGACUCGCGGCAGCAGUGGCCAAAGUGUCCGACCAUCGGUGAGAUCAGAGACCAGGGAUCUUGUGGUUCCUGCUGGGCGUUUGGUGCCGUAGAGGCCAUUUCAGACCGGGUUUGCAUCCACACCAACACCAAAGUGAAUGUGGAGAUCUCUGCCGAAGACCUGCUCUCUUGCUGCGGCUUUGAAUGUGGAAUGGGGUGCAACGGAGGCUAUCCUUCAGCCGCCUGGAGAUAUUGGACGGAGAAAGGCCUGGUGUCUGGCGGGCUUUACGACUCCCACGUGGGCUGCAGGCCGUACUCUAUCCCUCCUUGCGAGCACCACACCAAUGGAACCCGACCCCCCUGCACCGGGGAAACGGGCAAAACCCCAGAGUGCACAAAAAAAUGCGAAGACGGCUACUCUCCAUCCUACAAGGAGGACAAGCACUACGGUGUGACUUCCUACGGUGUGCCUCCCAACGAGGAUAUGAUAAAGGCUGAAAUUUACAAGAACGGGCCGGUGGAAGCAGCUUUCGUCGUUUACUCAGACUUCCUAAUGUACAAGUCGGGCGUCUAUCAACACGUCUCUGGAGAGGAAGUUGGGGGCCACGCGAUUCGAAUCCUCGGCUGGGGCGUCGACAAUGGCACCCCCUACUGGCUGGCUGCAAACUCCUGGAACACAGACUGGGGUGACAAUGGCUAUUUCAGAAUUCUCCGCGGGGAGGACCACUGUGGAAUCGAAUCCGAGAUAGUCGCUGGCAUCCCUCGGACCAGCCAGUACUGGAAGCAGCUGUAAGACUGCUUUUCUUGAAUCCAGCCAGUUAGCCCUUCUGCAAAUAAUCAGUUGAUCGUACCUGUGGA
This is a messenger RNA of Lacerta agilis (Sand lizard), 1201 nucleotides long. RefSeq names its product cathepsin B (gene CTSB). Gene Ontology annotation, biological process: regulation of catalytic activity. Gene Ontology annotation, molecular function: cysteine-type endopeptidase activity. The record is from RefSeq and is a predicted model, not a curated record. Gene Ontology annotation, cellular component: lysosome. The transcript is spliced from 10 exons. Bases 114 to 1136 code for a protein of 340 amino acids. Lineage: Eukaryota; Metazoa; Chordata; Lepidosauria; Squamata; Lacertidae.